AUGACGCCAAUGAACCUGCCAGUUAGAGGACUCAAUCCAAAGUUGACCUUCAGGCGGGAGCUUCUGGACACUGCCGAUGGCGGUCAGAUCUCACUCGACUGGUACGUGGCCUCGACAACGGUCCAGGACCAAAACGGAGAAAUUGUGAUGGAGGAGACGGUGGUAGCCUCCAGUCAGCCGGUGAUGCUCUUCCUGCCCGGCAUUACCGGCCACUCACAGGCGGAGUACUUUAGGUCGCUGGUACCCAUUGCCCACUCAAUUGGCUACCGCGUGGCGAUCAUGAACUAUCGCGGCCUCGAUGGUCGCCCCCUUCGUUCGCCACGCCUCUACUGUGCGGCCACCUUCGAGGAUCUGACCACCUCGCUGGAGCACAUCCGCUCAAAGCACAUGCAAACCACUGCAACCGGAAAUAGAACUAAGCUAGUGGCGGCCGGCAUCAGCAUGGGCGGCACCCUGCUCUCCUCCUACCUCGCCGCAACCGGAACUGAAUCACUGGUCGACGCGGCGAUGCUCAUCAGCACCUGCUGGGACUUUGUCGCCGGCUCGCACAACCUCGAGCGGAACUGCCUCACCCGACUGGCCAACGCCUACCUCACCAAUGGCCUGGUGCGGGUGGUGCAGGCAAAUCGGGAGUACCUGCUGGCGAACAUCCCGCCGGGCGUCACCUACGACAUGGACGCCAUUGUGAAGUGCCGGUCGUUGCGCACUUUUGACGAGGCCUUUACGCGGAAGAUGUUCGGCUUCAAGAGCUGCGAUGACUACUACGAGCACAGUACCACCAAGGACAAAAUUGGCCUGAUCAGGAUUCCUACGUUGGCCAUCAACGCGGCGGAUGAUUUCAUUCUUCCAGAAAAUGGUACUGGAGUUGAGAUUUUCUAA
Rhagoletis zephyria (snowberry fruit fly) is the source of this 879-nucleotide messenger RNA. Lineage: Eukaryota; Metazoa; Arthropoda; Insecta; Diptera; Tephritidae. The record is from RefSeq and is a predicted model, not a curated record.